Molecule: messenger RNA, 3084 nt
Organism: Lonchura striata (white-rumped munia)
Lineage: Eukaryota; Metazoa; Chordata; Aves; Passeriformes; Estrildidae
Gene: PROKR1
Product: prokineticin receptor 1
Biological process (GO): neuropeptide signaling pathway
Cellular component (GO): plasma membrane
Molecular function (GO): neuropeptide Y receptor activity
Source: RefSeq, a predicted model, not a curated record
UGCAGGCACAGAGGCAGAGGAGCCAUCCUCCCCUGAGCACAGGGCUAUCCUAAUGGGAGAGAAGGCAGCGCUCAGCAGAGUCCUUGGGCUGCUUCCAGUGGUCCUUUCUCUCCUCCAGGAGCAGCAGAGGAGAAACCUGGCGGCUCUCCACAGUUCCUGAGGCCUCCAAGAUGAGCACAACUGCAGAAGGAGACAAGUGAGGCUGUUGUCCCACAAUCUUCUGGGGACAAACACAAGGUUACUCACAGCAAAAAAGGAAGUUUUGGGGGAGGUCUCUCACCUGCCACUCUUGUGGCUAACACAACACCAAGCUGCACAUGCCAAAAGAAGACAGACGUGGCCAUGGAGCAAACUGAAGGCGACCUAAAUGCCACCACCCACCUCAGCUUUGCUGCAAUCUACGACAUCCAUGACGGGGAUUUCACCUCUCUGAGAAACUUCUCUUUCCCUUUCAAUUUCACUUACGGUGAUUACGACCUGCCACUGGACAGCGAAGAGGACAUGACCAAAACCCGCACCUUCUUCACAGCCAAGAUUGUGAUCGGGGUUGCUCUGGCUGGCAUCAUGCUGGUCUGUGGCGUUGGCAACUUCAUCUUCAUCGCUGCUCUCGCCCGCUACAAGAAGCUGCGCAACCUCACCAACCUGCUGAUCGCCAACCUGGCCAUCUCAGACUUCCUCGUGGCCAUCGUGUGCUGCCCCUUUGAGAUGGACUACUACGUGGUGCAGCAGCUGUCCUGGGAGCACGGCCACGUCCUCUGCGCCUCCGUCAACUACCUACGAACUGUGUCCCUCUACGUUUCCACCAACGCUCUCCUGGCUAUAGCUGUUGACAGGUAUUUGGCCAUUGUCCACCCACUGAAACCACGCAUGAAUUAUCAAACAGCAACCUUCCUCAUUGCCUUGAUCUGGGUCAUCUCCAUACUUGUAGCUAUUCCAUCUGCAUACUUUGCUACUGAAACUGUGUUGUUUAUAGUGAAAAACCAGAAGAAAUUUUUCUGUGGCCAAAUUUGGCCAGUUGACCAGCAGAUCUACUAUAAGUCAUAUUUUCUCUUCAUCUUUGGCAUUGAAUUCGUAGCACCUGUGAUUACAAUGACCUUGUGCUACGCCAGGAUCUCUCAGGAGCUUUGGUUUAAAACUGUCCCAGGAUUUCAGACAGAACAAAUCAGGAAGAGGCUUCAGUGCAGAAGGAAAACUGUCUUGGUGCUAAUGUGCAUUUUGACUGCCUAUGUUCUCUGCUGGGCACCUUUCUAUGGCUUCACAAUUGUCCGGGACUUUUUCCCCACCCUCUUGGUGAAAGAGAAGCAUUAUCUUACUGCCUUUUACAUAGUCAGGUGCAUUGCCAUGAGUAACAGCAUGAUAAACACCAUGUGCUUCGUGACCGUGAAAAACAACACCAUCAAGUACUUCAAGAAGAUCAUGCUGCUCAGAUGGAGGUCAACGUACAAGGGAAGCAAAUCUAGCACAGAUUUGGACCUGAGAGCAAGUGCAAUGCCAGUCACAGAGGAAGUAGACUGCAUAAAACUACAAUGAAUUUUCUGAGGUUCUAAUCUCACCUUUUUUGGAGAGGGGUUAAAGAGGAAAUACCACCUUCUCAGAAGUUUCUUCCUUGUCUGUGGGAAUACCCACCACUGGUGAGAGCCCUCAAAAAAGCAGCCUACUUUUGCAUUCCCACCAGAACUCUUCUCACUGGACUGCUGGAUAAUCCUUAAGCUUGAACAGAUGCUGUGCUUCAGUUCAUGCAUCUGUCAAUUUGGGAUGUAGACACUAAUUUUAUAGCUGUUAAAUAAGAACAAAGAAGUUUAUGAAUGCAUUAGAGCAUCCUACAAUGAUGGAAAAGUUGAGUGCUGACCCUAGCAGUGAUGCUUGUUUCUUAAGAGAAACUGCUUAACUCCUUUGAGCUUAUGACUUGUACCCUCAAGCUAUUUGGUGUCCUUUUCUUUCUGCUCAGAAGAGAAAGGAUGCCAAAAAAGCCCAUUUUGCUUCCUGUCACUCUUUAACCUCUCAGUUUACCCCUCCUCUUGAAGUCUACAGACCACCAGCUUUCUACUGUCAUUGGACAAUAUGCACAGCAUGCUCUUCUGAAAGGCACAUGCUCUGAAAGCUAAAAUCUGCUUCAGUCAAGUGAAAGCCACAAGUUUCCUGUUACACCUUGUUUAAGAAUGCUUUAUCAAUAUUCCACUCUUUAGUUUUAUGGAGAGUGUUACUCUGUUAUGCAUUUGGAAAUGCCACAGAUAUAUAUCAUAAGGAUCUACUCCCUCACCUCCAGGCACCCUGUGGCCAGCUUCUGCUGCCUUGAGGUGCUGAGCUCCUCACAGAAUCAAUCACAGAAUUGUAGCACUUGUGAAUAACAUCUCCACAUUUCUAGCCCAUCUGCACACAUUAGCCAGGACUGUGUCCAGCUAGGCUUUGACUGACUCCAGGGAAUGCUGGCAGUCUCCCUGGAUCACCAGUGUCAGUGUUCAACAGCCCUCACUCAGUGAAAAAGUCUUUUCUUACGCUGAGAUGGAGUUUCAUGUGUUUUACCUUGCUUGUCAGUGGGAUCCAUACAAACCUACAGCAUGGAGGUGGGAAAAAUCCAACCAGGCAUCUUACCAAGUGUGCACCUUCACAAUAAAGGAGAAGCAACACCAAAAUACCAAGGAGAUCCUGAGAUGAUCCAUCCAUCUUUUUGGAAGCAAGCUUUAGGCUUCAGCCAGCCAUCCUCUGGUUGAGUUGAGAAACUUAUUGUCUGCUCAGAUAUGAUGCAACAACUUCAGAUGAAUUCUGCUUUUCCUUCCACAGUGCUUCUUUUACUGUUCUGAUUUAUUGCAACUCCAGUUUGGAUGUUUCAUGACUGGCAAUUGUGACAAAGCAGGUGACAGUAACAGUAAUACCUGCUCAUUUCAACUACUCAUAAGGUAUCAUGGACUUCCGUGUGUGGAAAUAAAAUCUCUUCUUCUGUGAUGACAAAUGCUUCCUGUUUUAAUGUGGUUGUGCUUACUUUUGGAGUAAAUGGUUUUGGUAAAUAACUUUUGUUUAUUUGUGAAUUUAAAGUGAUCAGCAAAUCCUGCAAAUAAAACAUGGCCUCAGUUUAAACAUUCUGAA